Molecule: messenger RNA, 4188 nt
Organism: Tetrapisispora phaffii CBS 4417
Lineage: Eukaryota; Fungi; Ascomycota; Saccharomycetes; Saccharomycetales; Saccharomycetaceae
Exons: 1
Coding region: 1-4188 (1395 amino acids)
Biological process (GO): intracellular potassium ion homeostasis; potassium ion import across plasma membrane
Cellular component (GO): plasma membrane
Molecular function (GO): high-affinity potassium ion transmembrane transporter activity
Source: RefSeq, a predicted model, not a curated record
AUGGCAAUCCGACGUACAUUAACCAGGGUAUCCACUUCCGUAUCUGUCUAUUAUAAGAAAACUUUGGGGCAUCGAAUACGUGAUUAUAUCUCAAAUUGUGGUCACUAUUUUCACCCAAUUAAAAAAUAUGUGUUUCCUAAUUUCAUCGCAGUUCACUAUGCAUACACUAUUCUCAUAACAAUAUUGGGAUCUAUUUUAAUGUAUCCAGUGAGAAAUCACAAGUAUAUUGAUAUAUUAUUUUUAGCAUGUGGUGCAGCUACCCAAGGUGGGUUAAACACCAUCGACGUCAAUUCAUUAACUUUGUAUCAACAAAUUAUCAUUUACAUUAUGUGCAUGAUUUCCACGCCCAUUUUUAUUCAUGGAAGUCUUGCCUUCGUUCGACUCUAUUGGUUUGAACGUCACUUUGACGGUAUUCGAACCUCAUCGAAAAGAGAUUUUAAAAUGAGAAGAACAAGAACAAUUUUGAACAGAGAGAUUACUGCCAGAACUAUGUCUAGAGGAAGAUUUGAUACAAUCAAUUCCCAUAACAUAACUAAAAAUACUCCCAAUGAUAAAAAUCCUAUUAAUUUCCAAGAACAGUUGUUUAGUGGAAAACUUCAAAUUAGAGACAAUGAGAAAGCCUCCGAAUCAGACUCUGAUGCAAAUGCUAGAAACUCAUCUAGUAAACAAUCUGCUGCAAAUGAACUUCGAGAAAUUUCAGGCAAUGAUAUAGAACCUGUUGGCUCUUCAGGUGCUGGAAAAUUGCAAUUCGUUGCUUCCAAUACCUCUAACCAGACACAAAUACUUGGUAGAAGGGAUUCAACUGACAUUUCACCUGCUGAUAUGUAUAGAUCAAUUGCCAUGCUGCAAGAACAACAUCAAGAAAGAGAAGAGGAUGAUGGUCCUGCAUUGGUCAUUGGUGCACCAAAUGAAGAAAAGAUCGUUGAAAAGGACAAUGUGCCCAAACUAUAUCCUGUCAGUUCUCAAGAUGAGUUAUGUCUAGAAAACAAUAGUAAUGAUAAUAUAGAUGCGCAAAAUAUUAAACGAGUUCUGGAGCCUGGUGAGACCAGAGACAUUUCAGGAAAUAAAAUUAAAUCUGAAAAUAUUAAUAGCACAAUUGGAUCAGAUUUAAAUUCGCUUAAAAGCAUUAGAAUGUAUAACAGGAAACUAAGCACAGAUUCUAAUCCCACCACACAAUCAUCUAAUAAUGAUAGCGAGAUCUGUGACGAUUCCAGAAGUGACGCCAGUAAUGGCAGUUCCACAAUAAACCAUAAUAAAUUGGAAUAUGUUAGUAGACAUUUUUUAAAUAAUAAAGAAUAUCAGAAAACUAAACAUCUUCAUUCGAAUAAUAUCCCUUUGGAACAGACAAUGACGAAUGAUGAUGAUUCUGUUGUGACAUCUGAGAGUAGCAAUUCCGAUUAUUCUGCUUCUAGCAGUGUAGCUAUUGAAUCCAAUUCAAUGGUUGAAAUGCAAACGCUAGAUAAUAAUUCCACGUAUGACGAUAGCCCUGCCGAAAGUUCAAAACCAUCACUCAAAAAUAAUGAGGAAAGCAAUUCGGAAGAUGAUCUCUCUAAUCAUAUUGAAACAUCAAAUCGUAACACACCAAGAAUUCAAUUUGAUAUAACAGAGCCACCAAGGAAAAGAAGAACAACUAGCAUGUAUCAAGACAUAUCGCCAUCUCCGAAAAGUUAUAAAAAAAGUUAUAAGCCACACAGAACCAAAUUUUUGCGACAUAUCCCUAAAGGUGAUAGAAUCAAGAAAAGAAUUAAAAGGACCAUUACCAAUAAUUCUUUUGAUAAGAAUAAAUUUGAUUUUUCCUUUUCUAAAAGCCACCCAGGCAAUAGAGGUCUUUAUAAUGCAGAGGGGGCAGAGGUAGAAGACUCAUUUUCUAAUAAAUUAGCUUCAGAAGAAGGCUCAUUAAAUUCAAUUAAUUCGGCAGGUAAUAAUGGCAAAAAUGAUGAACACACUAUUCACGAUCUAACUAGAGCAAGAACCUUUGAUGUCCUUGAUAAUAUCGAUCUUCAAAAACUGUCAGAGUCUCCAGAAUUUCAAAAAGCCGUUUAUGAAAAUUGGAAAAAUAAACAUAGAAAGAAGAGAUCGAUUAGCAGAAAUGAUUAUAACGAUACAGGAGAUAAUAAUUUAUUCCACAAUACAUUAAAUGAAAGUAGUGGUGAAAUUUCGCCAAAUAAUACUAAAGAAGUCAUUGAUUAUUUUAGUCCAAGUUCUCUGCAUUACUCUAGGUUACCAAAAAAAUUAGAUAGACGAUCCUCCAAGGAGAAUGAAAAUGACUUCAAUUUUAUGGCUGAUUCCAAUACACCUUACAGAUUGCAUUUUGACCCAGAUUAUGCUUUACCUCAUCAAAAGCCAAAAUUAUCUAGAAGUAUGAGUACUAAUUACCUGUCUUGGCAACCCGUUGUUGGUCGUAAUUCUACUUUUGUUGGUUUAAACUCUUUUCAAAAAAAUGAGUUGGGAGGUGUAGAAUAUAGAGCAACAAAGCUUUUAUGCCUUCUGUUGUUAAUUUAUUAUAUUGGAUUCCAUAUCAUAACAUUUAUUUUUUUGGUCCCAUGGAUCAUCAACAGAAAGUACUAUGAACAUAUUGUUAGAGCAGAUGGAGUAUCACCAGCAUGGUGGGGUUUCUUCACUGCCAUGAGUGGUUUCAAUGAUCUUGGAUUAACAUUAACUCCAGAUUCCAUGAUAUCCUUCAAUGCCGCCAUUUUUCCAUUAGUAGUAUUAAUAUGGUUUAUUAUUAUUGGUAAUACAGGUUUUCCAAUUUUGUUCAGAAUUGUUAUUUGGUUUGUAUUUAAAUUAUCACCGGAUCUAUCAGCGGUUAGAGAAAGUUCAGGUUUUUUACUUGACCAUCCUCGUCGUUGUUUUACGUUAUUGUUUCCUAAUGCAGCUACUUUAUGGCUUUUGGUGACAUUGAUUGCUUUAAAUGCGACAGAUCUAAUUUUAUUUAUUAUAUUCGAUUUUGGAUCCGCCGUAGUUAAGGACUUAUCAAAAGGUCGUCGUGUAUUAGUUGGUUUAUUUCAAGGUGUAUCCACUAGAACAGCUGGUUUUGCAGUUGUAGACUUAAGCAAAUUGCAUCCUGCUAUUCAAGUUUCUUAUAUGUUGAUGAUGUAUGUAUCCGUGCUACCACUAGCUAUUUCAAUCAGAAGAACCAAUGUUUAUGAAGAACAAUCGUUGGGUAUAUAUUCUGCUGAUUCGGGGUUCCCUGAAGAAACCUUUGAGGACCUAAGUGAUUCAUCAUCUUCAUCAGACGAAAGCGAUGCUACUGAAGGGUCAAAUUUGGUGAUUGAUAAGAGUGAACGAAAGAGACUUGCUAAAAUCAAGAAGGAAAAGAAGAGAAAGAGAAAACAGAAACGAAGAAGAGAGAAGGAACUCAAAAAGAGAAAGAACUCGACCAAAUCGUUUGUUGGAGCACAUUUAAGAAGGCAACUGUCGUUUGAUUUAUGGUACUUAUUCCUUGGAUUGUUUAUUAUUUGUAUUUGUGAAGGUUCAAAAAUUCAAGAUGAUUCUAUUCCUUCUUUUAACAUUUUUUCUAUUUUAUUUGAAAUCGUUAGUGCUUAUGGUACCGUUGGUUUGUCAUUAGGUUAUCCUAAUAGCAAUCAAUCAUUUUCUGGACAAUUCACAACUUUAUCUAAAUUAGUCAUCAUUGCAUUAUUAAUUAGAGGUAGAGCAAGAGGUUUACCAUAUUCUGUUGAUAGAGCCAUUAUGUUACCAAGUGGUAAAGUUGAAGAUAUGGAUCAUUUGCAAGAAUUAGAAAGAAUAAAACCAAGACGGAAAUCAUACAUUGCAGUGAGUCCAACUGAUGAUGAAAAUAUGGCUAAUUUAGAUACUAUAUUAGAAGAACCUGGCGAUAGCGAACCUGAAGAUCCAUUGAACACGUAUCUUAAAUCUUCAAUCAAAAAAGCAUCAAAAUCUUAUCAUAAGGUGCUUAAUAAAAUAACUGGGUCGAAACAAAAAAAGGGACAUCGUCAUCACCAUCACCGCCAUCGCCAUGAUGAUAAUGAGCACAACAAUAACAACGACGACAAUAAUAAUGAAACUAAUACUAAAUACCAGAAUACGAGCGACCAGUACGGAGAUCAGCAGUAUGAAUAUUUAGUCAAUGGAGAUAUUGAUGAAGAAAACCAUAUCUCACCAAAUGAAAUAAUCAAAGGGAAUUCCAAGUUAAAAAGCGAUAUAUAUGAAACAAUGGCAAAUGAUUAA